AAGUGAUUUGUUUUGACAGCGUUGCCUUGGCUAGGGAAGCAACUGCGUUUCAAAGCGUUCUUCCGUCCACUUGAUUAGGUUUUUCGUUUUUCCAUAUUUUCCUUUCGCCUUCGAGAGUAAAUAAGAUCUUCUGAGUGAAUGUGUUGCUUGCUUGAAAAGUAUCAGCUGCGAACAUUAAAUCACCACCAAGAAAGAAACGCUCGAUGAUGUACGAUCAACAGUGCGAUGAGAGGGGCUAUUUGUUGUACCGCAAUCGUUACAACGGCAAAACCGAACAGGACAACCCAAACUUGCUGUUUAUCCUGCUGACAAUCAACGAAAAGUAUGCCGGUUCCCGCUACAGCACCUAUCGGUGUGCCGGAAAGCUGCACGCGCUGCAGAAAGCGCUCUACACAUCGUACAUUCCGUUCGAUAUGGUUCACUCGAUCCUGAACCGUCACCAGCUGAACCUGAUCGACAGCGCACCGUCGAUAAAACCGUCCCAGCUGACCAGCGUCGUGCACGACAUUUACUUCGCCGCCACUCGGAUGGGCUAUUUCGACGAGCUACCGGCACGCCCCAAUCUCGAUGCAAUCUGCGCGAUACUGGCCGGGUUCUUUUGGGCCGUGUUUGAUCCGAAGCGCACCACCCCGGUUUCGGUGCUGGAGCUGCGCCAAACGUUUCUAUUGCUGUGCGAUCACACCAGCCACGGGCAGCUGGUGUGGGAACAUUUCCGGCUUACCAGCGACCACAAUCUGUGCGUGUCGAGGCAUCGUUUUGAAUCGAUGCUUACGGUACUGUCGAAAGUGCUUACCUUUCUCGGCGAACCGGACCACCUGAAACCGUCCAUGGUACAGCAGAUCACGGGUGAAUGUUUCGCCAACUAUCCGGGACUGGUAGGGUUGACCGAGUAUCAAUUUUCCUGCCUGUGGAAGCUUUCGUCGCUGUUUUCCUACUACGCCAACGUGGUGUCGCUGUGCAAACGGCUUCGCGAUACCGAGCACGUUACCCACGGUAUGGUGUGCUACGGGUGCCGGAUCACGAUCCGUGGGCUGCGCUUCAAGUGUCAGCGCUGCCGAAAUGUGUCCCUUUGCAUCGAUUGCUUCACGACCGGGUACAGCAACAAGCGGCACAACAUGGCCCACAAGAUGUACGAAAUUAGCAGCAGCGAUACGGAGGCGGGUUCACGCUGUAACGCCUGGCUGGGGAAGGUGUGGCGAUGGCUAAAGGCGACAAGCAACGAUGCGUGCCAAACCGACGGUUUAACUACCUCCCCAUCCACCUACGAUAAUCUGGAAGCUAAGCUGCUCGAUACGAAGGCGGUCGAUUUGAUGCAGAGCGAGGAAGUCGCGGUGGUCGAGAGUGGAGAGGCUGAUCGCAAAAGCACACAGCGCCGGGAAUCGAUGGUUAACGGUACGCUCAAGCGCAACAUCAGCCUGUUCAGCAGCGUCGAGUACGGUGUGUUUAACAACACGCAGCAAAAGAAUCUGCUCGCCAAGCUGGCCGCACUGGUGGAAACGCUCGAGGAACAGCACGAAGCAACACGGAAGCGGCUGGCCGAAUGUUCCACACCGCAAACGGACGAAAUGCGCGCGCUGUGCGAAAAUUUCGUAACGCAGAUUGGUGAAGGAUUGGCACAGCUAAAGGAUCUCGGGACACAGUUGGGCCAAGGGUUGCCACAAUGCUCCAGCACACCUUACCGUCAGGCAGCCGCUCUUACAUCCGACUGUUCGAGUGAGGCUACAAAAGAAAAAUCUGUGGGACGGUCGCGACUCAUGGAGAAGACGGAACUGUCCGUGCGGGACAUAAGCACCUGGUUCCAUAUGGAUUUGGAACGCGUGCAGCAAACAGGCGAGACAAACGUUCCGGCCGAAACGACGGAAGAGAAAACGAACGCAAAAAGCGACGACCUGUCGUGCCGUAUUGAUCGGCUAAAGAUGGACACACAGAUGGCCAACUUCCGGGAUCUUCUGCUCAAGGUGCGAGAAAUCGUGGACGAUUCGUACAGUGACAAUACGGAGCUCGCGCGCUCCACGCAACAGAUCGAGAAAGCGCUCGAUCGUAUUAUCGCCGAAGAGGAGCUAAAGCGCACCCAGCAACAGCCUCCUCUUCUGCACGUAGUCUAAGCUAAAAGAAGAAAAAAAAAUCGACCACAAGAUUAUUGCUACUGUUCAUAUACACAUACUUUAUAUUCCCCUUCCUUUUUCCAUCAUCGUAUUAACGCGGCACGAUCGGGUUUCGAUUCAAUUUUACAUUAAAAGCACUUUAAUAAAACUGUAAACCACACGCUCCUCUGCCAAGCAAA
Molecule: messenger RNA, 2284 nt
Organism: Anopheles stephensi (Asian malaria mosquito)
Lineage: Eukaryota; Metazoa; Arthropoda; Insecta; Diptera; Culicidae
Gene: dah
Exons: 3
Coding region: 204-2105 (633 amino acids)
Biological process (GO): synaptic signaling
Cellular component (GO): plasma membrane
Molecular function (GO): zinc ion binding
Source: RefSeq, a predicted model, not a curated record